CGGGCAUUUUGUACACAAUGACUCAGAGGUGUUUAGAUUCUGGUUGCAUUUAGGCAUCAUGGUUGCAAUCCGGAAAAAUGUCCGUUAUGGAACCUAAAUAAGCAGAACAUAAGAAGUUUAAGAACAUCUCAUCAUGGCCAUGAUGGUAACGAAUAAACAAGGUCCAAUGGCUCGUAACAAGGUGUUUGCCAGAGUUUGUCUAGUCCUGUGUGGGAUGGUAGCUACCUAUGUCAUUCUAUCUGAAAUACAUCUAACGAGAGAAUGUCAUUAUUUCUGCACAAGUGAUGACCUUCCAGUGUGUUACCUUCGGCGAUCAGCCGUGCUCAUCUACGACCAGGACGUCGCCGCUCAUGAGAUGAGUUUUUCACAGAACACACAUCCACGCAUCAACCUAGCCGACUACGCCACGGAGGUCGCAUCGGGACGGUACUUCGACAUCAACUGCCCCGUCAACCACUAUUGGCCUCGUGUCUCCACGCUCGAUCGCCGCAACAGUUGCGCGGUCGUCGGCAACAGCGGGAUUCUCAGCGGAUCCCGGUGCGGAAGAGUCAUCGAUAAACAUGAUUUCAUAAUACGAGCUAACCUCGCUCCAAUCGAAGACUAUGCCAUCGAUGUCGGUCAGCACUCCCAUCUCACCAUCAUGAACUUCGAGACACUGUUCUACUUGCAUAAUAACCUCACACAAACGGCUCCAGACACAUUCUGGCAUCGGACUUAUGUCGAGAGAUUGAGAUAUCUGAAUGAUUCGAUCCUCUGGUACUCAAAGUCGACUUUGCAACGGAACAGUAGCUUUCAUCUAAAGGAUGUGGUUCAUGUUCUCAAGGAUUAUUACCACCUACCAAUCCAGUUAGCCUACAGCUGGAGACCAGUGUCUGUUGAAAAGUUUCAUGGUUUAAGACACUAUGCAACGACCGGCUUCAAUGCUGUCAUAAUUGCCAAGACUUUCUGCAAUCACGUAACGCUGUAUGGCUUCUAUCCAUCCAACGCGGCAGAAAAUGGUUACCACGUCAACCACCAUUACUACGAAGACGUCGAGUUCGACUACGUAGGCAGCAUCCAUAACUUCAAACAAGAGUUCACCAAGCUCAAAGAGUUUGAAGAGAAGGGGGAGAUCACCAUCGUAACCGAUCUCUGCCCCGGGGGAAGGCGAAAGAAGGUGACCGACCAUGUCAAUAUGGCGGCCAUGCUGGACACCAAGUUUGCUUUCAACUUGAACAAAGACAGACUUAAGGAAAUCUUCGAACUGUCAGAUGAUACUGAUGACCCUGACGGUGACGAGAAGGAGCGAACUGUUGCUCACAUCCCCAAGGACACUCCCCAGCAGUUUCAUGUGAAACCGGAAGUAGAUUCAGAGCAGGUUAUCAAAGACAUUCAGCAACGUUCUGAAAUAUCGAGGACUGGUGGCAAGGCUGAUAUAGGCCCAGUUAUUUCUGGAAGUGGAGUUGAUAUUUCUCGUAAAGACAAAGCUAUGUCUGCAGAUGGAGCACGUAGAUAUCAAGGGAACUAUGGAAGUAUUGUUCAGCAGGAAUGAAUUAUAUAUGAACAUAAACUUGUGACAUUGUUAAAAGCAAGUUGUGACCCCUUGAACAGUUGAACAUCAAGUCUCAUUGUGAAAUAAAAACGGUUAUGGUUGUAGGAAUAUAAUGUGGCCAUCAUGGCUUCUUCCCGAGUAUAUGGUGAUUAUUAUAACUUCUCCAUCUUUUUAUAAAAAUAAACAUCUUGACUUAUGGGGUGCUGGCAAGAAACGUCAGGUCCCCAAAUUAACUCAGCAUUCAUACAGUACGACAAUACACCACAGGUGGUACGUACUUAUAUAGGAAGAAGAAAGUCGUGCAUUUCAUUGCAAAUUUGCAAUUGAUUGAUGGUCUGCUUCUUGCAUCCACCAUCAAACCUAAGUUGAUUUUCUUUAGUUGAAAUUUACCUAUCACUUGUAAAUUUGCAUCUGAAAUUUGUGAUUGACUGUAAAUAUUUUAUUGCAACACCCCCUUAGUGUUAUUUAGCCAGCCUAUUUAUGAUUUACCAUAAAAAAUAGAAAAGUACUUUUUUUUUACUAGACACUGUUUUGGAAAUUUGAAUGGCAAUGUGUGUAUAUAGUAUCUAAAAAUGGAUGACUGUAAUAUGCAGCUGAAAUGUGUAUUUUUACGCAAAAUACUGGCCCUAGUAAGGGUUUUGUUGUUGUUGUUUUGUGUUCUUUUUUUGCAUUGAACUUAAUAGUUCAUCAUCAGGCUAGGUACCUCAGUUCCAUUUUAUUUCCGGGGCGGAUCAAGCUUUCCCUUAUAGGAGGGAGGCGGAAAUCUAUUUUAAUCCACAUUUUACCCCGAUCGGCCGCAAAAAAAUAACUGAAAAAGGCUGAAAUUGAGUACAUCUUAACUUUUUUUUUCUUACGAACAAUAAUCUCAUAAAGCAUACUACAGUCAUGACAGUAUAUGCACAAAUAAUGCGCGCGGCAAGUGCGAGCCGAAAUUUGUAAUAGGCCUAAUUGACCUGAAGGCCAGUUAGUAGCGGCUCAUUAGCAGGAAACGGUAGCUGAAACUUUUUUCAUAUUCUGACCUGAAAAAUUGUCAUUCUUCGCACUAACCAUAAUCAGGAUGGGUAUCUAACUGAACAAUUGACGUGAGCGCUAAGCGCGAGGUAAAAAUAUUGAUAUUCCGGCCUUAAAAGUGGACAUUUUGAGCACAUUUUAUAAUAAAGAACUGAAUACACGAGCACGAACUGACGGUUUUGGCGAAUUAGAACUAAAACGGGUCAUUUAGGCAGCUUCUGUAAAUUUACAGGAUAAGUAUCUGAUUCAAUAACAUACAACAUAAUUUUUUUUAUUCCGAUCUGAAAAAUUGACAGUUUAAUGACGUUUUUAGUACAGAACAAGAUAUAUAUCUAAUAAAUACUUUUUAAAGAUUAUGUUUUACUUCUUUUUUUAUUUGUAGAUUGUUUUUGGUUUUUUAUUUGGAGGGGGAGCUAUUGGCAAAAAAGGAACCCCUCCCCCGCCUGAAACAAGCUCUUUUAUUACAACUUCACCUAAUCUGACUCAAUAACAGCAUUUCAAAUUUGACAUAACUUAUGCAAUGAAUCAACUUCAUUCCUCUCCCAUCUUGCAACCGCCUCACCCCCCCCCC
This is a messenger RNA of Lytechinus variegatus (green sea urchin), 3113 nucleotides long. RefSeq names its product alpha-2,8-sialyltransferase 8F-like. The record is from RefSeq and is a predicted model, not a curated record. The coding region runs from base 134 to 1531 and encodes 465 amino acids. Gene Ontology annotation, biological process: oligosaccharide metabolic process; N-glycan processing. The transcript is spliced from 4 exons. NCBI's taxonomy places the organism in Eukaryota, Metazoa, Echinodermata, Echinoidea, Temnopleuroida, Toxopneustidae. Gene Ontology annotation, molecular function: alpha-N-acetylneuraminate alpha-2,8-sialyltransferase activity.